Molecule: messenger RNA, 825 nt
Organism: Melampsora larici-populina 98AG31
Lineage: Eukaryota; Fungi; Basidiomycota; Pucciniomycetes; Pucciniales; Melampsoraceae
Exons: 2
Coding region: 1-825 (274 amino acids)
Source: RefSeq, a predicted model, not a curated record
AUGUCACACCAAAUGCAGACUCACAUUUUCCUACCCAUUUAUCUUCUUCAAUACGUUCGUGACAUAUCUCCUUCAAAGAUUGAUACAGAUCUCUUUUUAACGGAAGCUAGUACAUCCAGACUAUUAGAAGUAAUUCAUAUUUUCUGUCCAAAUCUAAAGUUCAACGAGAAUGCAAAGAACGAUCGUCAGCUCCUAGAAACGAUAUUUCGUGGACAAGCGGCCCACCAGCUCUCCAAUCAUGUACUCAUCCCCAAGGACUGCAAGCCUUCAGUCGAAUACUUCUCAGCAGUGUUCAAAGCUCCUAUCUUCAGACCUCAAGACUCUGAGCAGACAAUUACUUGUGCAGCCGACUUCAAUUCGGAUCGUACCCUCAUGUUCACCUGUUCUUGUCUCACGGCUCUCAGGCACGGCCAGUACCAUCUAGCUUCCGAAAACCUCAUCAAAUUUUUGGAGAUUUACAAGUAUCUCACCAAAGACGAGUACUCUAAUAUCUUGGGUGCUCAAGAUCACGCCGAAGACACACUCCACAGCCAUGUCAUCUACCUUCAGCAAGCUCAUGCGUCGAUUGAAGGUAUACAACUUCUUAUGCGGGAAGCCGAUAUAUCUGCCAAUCACUUCCAAGACCUCGAGGUCAAGCUCAAAGCGGCAACCAUCACUUUGCAAUGCCGUCAGAAGAUGUUUGAACGAUCUAUCCAGGAUGUUGCAUUUCUUACUGCAUUGGGCAAUUAUCAUCAAAAUAAAACCAAUGCGAAUGGCCAAUUCAACCCCCACGAUUCAUCAGAUGAGGCAGAAAGAAUCCCAAGUGGUGGAAAUACGAGUGCUUAA